CUUACAAAACAUUUACACUGUCUCGGCAAAACAGAUAUUACUCUAGUGAGAGAUUAACCAUGUUUCUGUCUAGAUUUGUAGGCAGAACAGCUCUCUUGGCUGCCGCUAAAUCAGAAAGUUCAGCUGCGACCACCGCCGCCGCCGCAUCAGCAGCUGCUCCUACUAAUCUCAACCCACUUGAGCAAUUUUUUGAGGCUGAUAGAAAUCCCGAAGAUGAAAAACCUGUCUACGGUCGAAGUUGGAAAGCUUCUGAACUGCGUGUAAAGUCCUGGGAUGAUCUCCAUAAACUAUGGUAUGUUCUGUUGAAAGAGAAGAACAUGCUGAUGACUCAACGGCAGAUGCUUCAUGCUCAGAAUCUCCGCUUUCCCAAUCCAGAACGCAUCCCAAAGGUAAGGAAGUCGAUGUGCCGAAUUAAGCAAGUACUUACAGAAAGAGCAAUUGAAGACCCUGAUCCGAGGAGAUCUGCAGAGAUGAAGAGGAUGAUAAAUGCUCUGUGAUAUUGUACUAAACUGCUUAUCCCGUUCACUGAAGGCUUUCUAUUGUUUUUGUUGGUGGAGAUUCGAUUCUGACUUGCUAUUCCAUUGUUGCAUCAGACAUCUUAGGUGUUUAGGAACAUAACUAGUGUUUGUGUUUGUUUUGGAUGGCACAUAAUCAAUAACUGCUGCUGAUCAUCUUAAAGGAACUCGGUUUAUUUCA
Gossypium raimondii (Peruvian cotton) is the source of this 696-nucleotide messenger RNA. RefSeq lists its product as uncharacterized. NCBI's taxonomy places the organism in Eukaryota, Viridiplantae, Streptophyta, Magnoliopsida, Malvales, Malvaceae. The transcript is spliced from 3 exons. Bases 60 to 497 code for a protein of 145 amino acids. Gene Ontology annotation, biological process: mitochondrial translation. Gene Ontology annotation, cellular component: mitochondrial large ribosomal subunit; mitochondrial ribosome. Gene Ontology annotation, molecular function: structural constituent of ribosome. The record is from RefSeq and is a predicted model, not a curated record.